Plodia interpunctella (Indianmeal moth) is the source of this 1520-nucleotide messenger RNA. Its product is annotated as histone deacetylase 8-like. Gene Ontology annotation, biological process: negative regulation of transcription by RNA polymerase II. The transcript is spliced from 8 exons. Lineage: Eukaryota; Metazoa; Arthropoda; Insecta; Lepidoptera; Pyralidae. The record is from RefSeq and is a predicted model, not a curated record. Gene Ontology annotation, molecular function: histone deacetylase activity. Gene Ontology annotation, cellular component: nucleus. The coding region runs from base 140 to 1480 and encodes 446 amino acids.
GUCAGAAAUAUAACCGACUGUUGAGACGAGAAAAAGGUAAAUAUAUUGGUAAAUAACUACAUUUUAUUACAAAACAGAAAACCAGUUACCUACCUACUUUAUUCAGCGUUUGUAUAAUAAAGGAAACAUAAGAAUUACCAUGAGUUUGUUACAAUGUUCUUACGUUUGGGACGAAAAUUUAAUAACUGAAUGUGACCGUUUACCCGCCGUUUUAGGUCGUGCGUCCAUGGUACACGAUUUAAUAACAGCAUAUGGUCUUCACCAAAGUAUGAAGGUAGUCCGUUCAAGACCCGCAUCGUACAAUGAACUUAGAAAAUUUCAUUCAGAUUUAUACUUAGAUCACCUCAAGACCUUUGUGGAUAUUGAUGAAGAAUAUAUGACCAAUGCACAGGAUGAAGAGUUUGGCAUAGGAUAUGAUUGCCCUCCUGUGUCUCACAUGCUACAGUUAGUAUCAACUGUAGCUGGAGCAUCUAUAACAGCAGCCAAGUGUUUAAUUUUGGGUAUAGCUGAUAUAGCUAUUAAUUGGUGUGGAGGAUGGCACCAUGCACAGAGAUUUUCUGCUGAUGGAUUUUGCUAUGUAAAUGAUAUUGUUUUGGCAAUAGAUACAUUGAAGCAGAAGUUUCCCAAAGUUUUAUACAUUGAUCUAGAUGUCCACCAUGGCAAUGGAGUCCAAGAUGCAUUUGAACUAAGCAAGACAGUGUUUACACUAUCAUUUCACAAAUUUGAGCCGGGCUUCUAUCCUGGCACUGGGAGUAUAGAAGAUGUUGGGACUCUCACUGGUAAAGGGUACUCUGCUAAUUUUCCACUACAUGGCACUUACUCGGAUGAAAGUAUGCAGUAUGCUUUUAAACCGAUAUUAAAUGAAGUGUGUACAAAAUUUAUCCCAGAUGCUAUUGUUGUGCAAUGUGGAGCAGAUGCAUUGGCACGGGACCCCCAUGGUGGAGCCUCACUCACAUCUAAAGGCUAUUGUUCCUGUGUACAGAUGAUAUUGGAUAAAAGAAAACCUACGAUGCUACUAGGUGGAGGAGGAUAUGACCAUCCUAACACUGCAAGACUUUGGACAUCUAUAACAGCUUUGGUGCUUGAUAUAUCAUUAGAUGAAAAUAUACCUGAACAUAAAUAUUGGCCAGAGUAUAGACCAGGAUAUAUGCUGCAUACUGAACCUACCUUAGUAAAGGAUAUCAACAAAAAUGACUAUCUGGAUAACUGUAUAAGAACUAUUAAAGAUAAUAUAAAUAAAUAUUUAAUAAGACAUACAAGUGAGGAACCAGCGGUUAAAAGGCUGAAGAUUAAUAUGAACUCUAGUAAAGGUUUAACCAAGAAAGAAAAUGCAAGUACAUAUAAAGAUUAUCUAGCAAAAGAUAUCGAUAUGAAGAUUGUAGCAAGUGCAUCUACACAAAACCAAGGAAAUUAUACAGUUAAAAAAAAUAAUAGUAAUGAUAAUAUUACCUCUACUGAUGUAUAUGAUUUUAUUGACUAAUGGCAUACACAUUAAUAAAUUAUUUUGUUACAUAGAAUAA